Molecule: messenger RNA, 1261 nt
Organism: Trichoplusia ni (cabbage looper)
Lineage: Eukaryota; Metazoa; Arthropoda; Insecta; Lepidoptera; Noctuidae
Gene: mRpS29
Product: 28S ribosomal protein S29, mitochondrial
Exons: 8
Coding region: 101-1216 (371 amino acids)
Biological process (GO): apoptotic process
Cellular component (GO): mitochondrial ribosome; mitochondrial small ribosomal subunit
Molecular function (GO): structural constituent of ribosome
Source: RefSeq, a predicted model, not a curated record
UUUGACAUAUAAAAUUUAAGUUUGAGGUUAUGUUGUGAAUCUGAUUAGUCUCACCUCAACACUUUUUAUAUAUCAAAGAAACGUUUAAACAGAGACCAACAUGUUAUCACGAAACUGGAGGCAUCUAUGUCGCCGAUAUUCCCAAGCUGUCAACUUUAGAACUACCGAGAACUCUCCGGCUCAGCACAAUGACAAGCAAGAAGGGUUGUUUUACACAAUUAACCCUGACUUGUGCAAACAGCUCUUUGCUCAUGGUGGUUUUCCAAGAAGUUUUAUGAAGCAGACCAAGACAUUUACAGAGACAGCCAUAAUGGUUCGCCAGCCAGCUUUAGAUCUCCUAGCUUGUAUUAAAGCUAGUGAUAUGAGUCAGCCUGUCAUUAGAUAUGUACUAUAUGGUGAAAAAGGUACAGGCAAGUCUAUAACAUUGGCUCAUCUUCUGCAUUAUGCCCAUGAAGAGGGUUUUCUAAUUGUGCAUGUUCCUUGGGUUUCGGAGUGGCUCAGGCGGGUGCCCCGUCACAAGGAGAUGUCCAACUCACAAACGCAUGAGGGCUUUGUUGAUCUACCUCUGGAUGCCGCCGCCUGGCUCAUACACUUCAAGAGUCAAAACCAGACUUUACUCAAAUCUGGUGAACUAAAAACUUCAAAACAAUAUGUAUGGAGCAAACGUGAAACGACGGAGGCUGGUUCACCUCUAGCCGCGUUGGUGGAACACGGUAUCAGCCGCGUCAAAUACGCGUGUGACGUUGUCGACGCGCUCAUCGACGAGAUCAAGAUACUUUCGAAUGCCAAACAAUGCAAAACCUUUGUGGCCAUAGAUGGUUUCAACAGUUUCUUCUACCCACUAACACGACUCAACACUCCUACAAAGAGGAAAGUCAAACCUGAGGAAGUUACACUAACUACGUCAUUCAUGAAAAUAACCACAAAUGAUUGGAAUAAUGGUGCCGUUGUGGUGACAGCUGAUCAGUUAGCUUUCCCUGAUGAUCAUCAGGAAAGUUAUUUACCUAGAUAUCUACUUUACAAAAAGGGCUUUGAGCACUUGGACCCCUUUGUGCCAAUUGAAGUAGGAAGAUACAGUGACAAAGAAUUCAUAAGCUGUGUCAACUACUACAGAGACAGACUGUGGUUGCGUGGCCCCCCUGAGAUUGAAGCAGAGCUGAAGUUUACCAGUGCAAGCAAUCCUUACAGAUUUAUGGAACAGUGUGCACCUUUGUAAUAGAUAUGUAUUAAGAUUAUUAAUAUAAUGUAGUUGAUAUAUUUA